UUUACAUUAAUAAUUUAAGAAUUAUAAUUCAAAGAUGAGAAGACUUCUCGAAAGGGUUACAGGAAAAGAGAAUAAUAACAAUGUUAAUUAAGAGUAGAAUGAAAAACAUCAAGAUGAUAAAAUAUCCUUGACUGAUAUAAUAGAAUAGGAAGCUAAUUAUGAAAUUGAUGAAGAUGAUAAACUUUACUAUAAAGAUGUUUUAAAGUUUGAAGCUUAAAAAGCAAAACUUUGGACUAAGCCUGAUUUUUAAUCUCAUUUGUUAGUUUAUACAAAGUUAAAAUAUAAUAAAGAAUUAACUACAGAAAAAUUGUCUUCUUAUAGGGUUUAUAAGUAUUUAUAAUUUCAAAUUUUAAAGGAAGCUUUAUAAUGAUAAUAUUAAAAACAGUAAGGAUUUAUCUAUUUAUGAAAAAGUCCUUUUCCAUCCAGAUUUAACAUAAAUUGAUUAUGAAUAUAUAUAAGAGGAAAAUAGAAAAGUAGUAAGAAACGUAAUUUUUAUAACUUUAAAAUAGGCUGGAAUAAUUGAAAUAUCAGCAAUCGGAGGAUUAGGAUUUUGUUAUUUCAAAACAAAUCUGAAAAAUAAAAAAGGAUUUUAUGGAGUCUUCAUGCUAGCUCCAGCAUUUGUGCUUUAUGGAGCAUACACAUUUGAGAAAUAUCGAUUUUAAAGAAAACUUUAUAAUGUUGAAUUAGAUAAAAAAUACAAUAUCCCAUUAUGAGUGAUUAUAAAAAAUAAAUUAAAA
Molecule: messenger RNA, 737 nt
Organism: Paramecium sonneborni
Lineage: Eukaryota; Ciliophora; Oligohymenophorea; Peniculida; Parameciidae
Source: the annotation of a GenBank genome assembly